Colletotrichum paranaense is the source of this 1269-nucleotide messenger RNA. Its product is annotated as endo-beta-1,6-glucanase. The record is from RefSeq and is a predicted model, not a curated record. The coding region runs from base 1 to 1269 and encodes 422 amino acids. Gene Ontology annotation, biological process: glucan catabolic process. The transcript is spliced from 6 exons. Gene Ontology annotation, cellular component: extracellular region; cell surface. NCBI's taxonomy places the organism in Eukaryota, Fungi, Ascomycota, Sordariomycetes, Glomerellales, Glomerellaceae. Gene Ontology annotation, molecular function: beta-glucosidase activity.
AUGGUCUGUUUUUCUCUUCUGGUGCUUGCAUGCGCACUGCCGGCUACCUAUGCGUGGUUGCCAAAUGAUGGCUCCACCAAGCUCGUCGACACCGAUGGGCACAGUCUGUUUGAAGGAAAUGGGACAUCCUCUAAUAAGAGUGGUAUCACUCCACGCUGGUGGAACAGUUCUGGGAAGAUUAGAGGAGUCAACUUAGGCUCAGUCUUCGUCUAUGAGCCGUGGAUUGACUCAGGCGAAUGGAACAAGAUGGGCUGUGGUUCUUACAAGUCCGAAUUCGACUGCGUUUCGAAGCUUGGUCAGGCGAAAUCUGACGCUGCCUUCCAGAAACAUUGGGACACCUGGAUCACCGCGGCCGAUCUGGACGAGAUGUUGAGUUACGGUAUCAACACUAUUCGCAUCCCCCUAGGAUAUUGGCUUGACGAGUCUCUCGUCGAUAAGUCGGAGCAUUUCCCGAAGGGUGCUGUGACUUACUUGAUCCGGCUCUGCGGCUGGGCUAGUGACCGUGGUUUUUAUAUCAUCUUGGGCCACCACGGCGCCCCAGGUGCACAAGAGCGGCAAAAUCCGUUCACCGGCCAGUACGCUACUACCCCGGGCUUCUACAACGACUACCAAUAUGAUCGCGGUGUCAAAUUCCUGAAGUUCCUCAGAAAGCUUGUCCACGAUCACAACGAGUUCCGCAACGUCGGUAUGAUUGAGGUUCUAAAUGAGCCCGUCGCCUGGGAUCGCAAGGUGCAAUCGAUGCGGUCCGUCUUCUACAAGGACGCUUACACGGGAAUUCGCCAGGUCGAGAAAGACCUCAACGUGGCUCGCAACAAUUACGUCCACAUACAGAUGAUGAACACAAACUGGGGCUCCGGGAAUCCGGUCGAGUUCUUGAGCGACACGUAUUUCACCGCAUUCGAUGAUCACCGUUAUUUAAAGUGGUCGACGAGCGUUUCUGUCUCGCAUCAGAGCUAUAUCUCAACUUCUUGCAAAGAUAACCGCAACUCAGAUGCCGCUGGGCCUACCAUCGUUGGCGAGUGGAGUAUCGCAGUGCCAGACAACGUUGAAUCGACGGAUGGGUGGAGCCCAAGCAAGCAGAAAGCCUUCUACAAGAAGUGGUUUGCUGCUCAGGUUUACUCUUACGAGAAAUCGACUGCAGGCUGGGUUUUCUGGACAUGGAAGACCGCGCUGGGCGAUGACUACCGGUGGUCCUACAAAGCCGCCGUUGCUGCCGGUGUCAUUCCGAAGGACUUGAACACUAUUGCCACUUCUGGUGUUUGUGGAUAG